CAAAGAGGCAAUGGAAGCUUCCCGUUUAGGAACACAGACAAGGAGUGCCGAACUAUGCUUCCCUCUAUGUUACGAUCACCCCCGAGGAAGGACAAAAACCUAUUUAAAGUCGCUGUUAGUGACACAAUUUACCAUGAAGCAAUGCAUCACAUUCAGGUAAGUGUAGAAAACAAGACAACCAGCCCGAUAAUAGGAGUACUAUUACAGCCCAGGUUGAGCGGAUGUGAGGGACCGGAUGUCGAUCACAACGUGGGAGAGUUCGAAAUGAUUGUCGGAAAUGAUUACUUCAAAUUUCUCAACUGCAGAAGAAAUCCAAAGGGCGCGGUUAUAACCAAACACUGGACUGGUAAACCUUAUCAAGGAAAAAUAGAAGUCAAUUUUAUCAUUGCCAACACCAAGAGAAAGUUGAAAUUUAGAGCCACCAUCAUAAGCAGCUAUGGUAAACUUUAUGUAGAUAACGAUAGUGAGGAGAUUCGGUACGUGGCCAUAACAAGCAAUGACCAGGACGAUUCAAAGGAGUGUCCAAAACUCAAAGCACUUCCACAAAUUGCCGAAAAUGAGGCUAUAUCAUACCACAAGAGCAACAUGUUUAAGUUAUCUAUUCUUUUUUAUAUUUUGUUUUUCAUAACAAGGUAUUUGAUAACAUGAUUUGGACAUUGUUCUAAAAUACCUACUUUUCUCUGUAUGAAUUAAUUCCUUUUUCGAAACGAAUAAUUAAUACUUUACCUAAACAUUUGUACAUGUAUCCAGUUCUUUUAUAUACCGGUAUUUUAAAGAAAGAUAACUUGCAGAUGGAUGCAUUUCAAAUCGGACCGAUUGCUUUUGGGGCAAUCAAAGGCUUUUGUCAGAGUGUUCAACUGGGUAAUGCUGCUUUCCUGCGGCCAAAUUAAAUUUACGAG
Messenger RNA from Saccostrea cuccullata (small rock oyster), 899 nucleotides. RefSeq lists its product as uncharacterized. The record is from RefSeq and is a predicted model, not a curated record. The transcript has 4 exons. The coding region runs from base 55 to 648 and encodes 197 amino acids. NCBI's taxonomy places the organism in Eukaryota, Metazoa, Mollusca, Bivalvia, Ostreida, Ostreidae.